AGGUUAUAUAACUCAAUAAUCUAUGGUUUCAAUUUUCUUCAUGUCUCGAGGAUAGGUUUUAUUGGUUCAACAAUUAUGAUUACUUCUGAUGGAAAUUCUGAUUCUUCCAAAAAGGGAUUAACAUGUAAACCCAGUGAGCUUCCCAUCUAUAGUCCUGAUAUACCCAAACCGAAAUGUAUUGAAGAAAAGCCUACAUGGUUUGGUAAUUUCUUAGAAGCAAAAGUGUCGGGAUUAAGAAAGGUGGUUGAUACAGUGAUCCAUGAAGCUCAAGCUUAUGAAAAUGUUGCAGAAGGAUAUAUUAGAGACGGAGUAGAUAAAGCUGAUGGUGUUUUAACAUAUUUAAGACGGGAAAAUAGUACUGCUCCCAAAGUUGGUGCGAUAGCUAUUGGAGGUCUCACUGGAUUAAUAUUGAGCCUGAGAAAGGGCUAUUUCAAAAGAACCUUAUAUACCACUGCUGGAGCUACAAUUAUGACAGCUGUAUGUUACCCUAAACAAACUUCUGAAUAUACUCAGAUUGGUAUAACAGAAGGAGGAAAAUAUGCCACAAUAGCUUAUAACUUUGCCUAUGGAGUUAAAAAGGGGGAUCCUCCUAUGGAACUACCUUCUCUUCCACAAUUUCCUACUUCAGUCUCAGAAACUUGGAAUAUUGUGUCUAAAAGUGUUUCAUCCCUUUUUCUAGAUAAAGCAGAUUCUGAUAACAAAUGUGCAAGAACUGAUUAUGGAAAUGAAGAUGAUAAUGAUGAAGAGAUAGGGAACAAGAAAAAUUACUAAUGCAAACUUGAAGAUAAUGAAGUUUUUUGUAGCAUAAAAAUAAAAUACGAAGUUAUAAAUAAAUUAUAAGUUGCUGA
Molecule: messenger RNA, 848 nt
Organism: Harmonia axyridis
Lineage: Eukaryota; Metazoa; Arthropoda; Insecta; Coleoptera; Coccinellidae
Gene: Mic26-27
Product: MICOS complex subunit MIC27
Exons: 5
Coding region: 76-771 (231 amino acids)
Biological process (GO): cristae formation
Cellular component (GO): MICOS complex
Source: RefSeq, a predicted model, not a curated record